Octodon degus (degu) is the source of this 4044-nucleotide messenger RNA. RefSeq names its product chondroitin sulfate N-acetylgalactosaminyltransferase 2 (gene Csgalnact2). Gene Ontology annotation, molecular function: glucuronosyl-N-acetylgalactosaminyl-proteoglycan 4-beta-N-acetylgalactosaminyltransferase activity. Gene Ontology annotation, cellular component: Golgi cisterna membrane. The coding region runs from base 668 to 2296 and encodes 542 amino acids. NCBI's taxonomy places the organism in Eukaryota, Metazoa, Chordata, Mammalia, Rodentia, Octodontidae. The transcript is spliced from 8 exons. The record is from RefSeq and is a predicted model, not a curated record.
CCGGCCCGCGCCCGCCGCCUGCAGCUCCGGGCCCUGCGCAGUAGGCUCGCCGGCUCCGCCCGGGGUCGCUGGAUGCGGGGCCGCGGACUUUCUCUGCUGGAGCCCGGGCGCCAGUUUGGCGACACUGACGGCUACGUGCAGCGUUGCGUUCCCUCGGUGCCGGCGACAGUGACAUCGCCGCCCCGCUCGGGACCCCUUCUCUGUGGUGCAGCGUCGCGGCGGAGGUCGCGUCCGGGCCCGGGCGAGCGCGGCCGGUUCGCCGCUGAGCAGCUUGGCAGUUACGGCUGGCUCGACUUCCCGGAGUGUGCAAUAGGCGUGCAGUGGCACGCGCGACGCGCCUAGCCUGCUGGACCCACGGCGAGCGAGCGAGCGUCGGUCCCCGCUCCUCCCAGCCCGCCUUCCGCUAAAAGUCUCCACUCCCACCACGGAUUCGAGGCCAGAUUGCCACAUUCUGGAGAUCAUGGUAACGAUACAGGAAGUGUGUGCUUAAUUUCUCAUUUCUGCAAGUAGUCGUGACUAUUGAAGAAAGAGAUUUUUAGCUGCAGCAAAAUUAAUUUUGGUUCUUUUUAUGGAAAUCCUGAUUUUGUUUCUAAAUCUUGAUAGCUUUUUGCUGAAGGUAUGAACAAGCGAAGAGCUUGUCUGCAUAGGCAAAUGCUCCUUGCUGAGAAUGUCUAGAAGAGGCGCCGCUCUUCCCACCCGUGCCCACUGGCUGCUGCUGGGUCUGGCUCUGCUCUGCAGCUUGGUGCUGUUUCUCUAUCUUCUGGAAUGUGCCCCCCAGACCGAUGGAAAUGCAUCUCUUCCCGGGGUUGUCGGGGAAAGUUACGGUAAAGAGUAUUAUCAAGCCCUCUUACAGGAGCAAGAGGAACAUUAUCAAACCAGGGCAGCCAGUCUGAAGCGCCAGAUUGCCCAAUUAAAGCAAGAAUUACAAGAAAUGAGUGAGAAGAUGAGGUCACUGCAGGAGAGAAGGAACAUGGGGGCUAAUGGCAUAGGCUACCACAGCAACGGCGAGCAAGCCCCUGGUGACCUGUUAGAGUUCCUUCACUCCCAGAUCGACAAGGCCGAAGUCAGCGUAGGAGCCAAGCUGCCCAGUGAGUACGGUGUCAUUCCCUUUGAGAGCUUUACCUUAAUGAAAGUUUUUCAGUUGGAAAUGGGUCUCACCCGUCAUCCUGAAGAAAAGCCGGUUAGGAAAGACAAACGAGAUGAAUUGGUAGAAGUUAUUGAAGCUGGAUUGGAAGUCCUUAAUAAUCCUGAGGAAGAGGAUGAACAGGAAGAUGAGGAGGGUCCCCUUGGAGAGAAACUGAUAUUUAACGAAAAUGACUUCAUAGAAGGUUACUACCGCACUGAGAGAGAUAAAGGCACACAGUACGAGCUCUUUUUCAAGAAAGCAGAUCUGAUGGAGUACAGACACGUGACUCUCUUCCGCCCUUUUGGGCCUCUCAUGAAGGUGAAGAGUGAUGUGGUUGACAUCAGCAGAGCCAUCAUCAACAUCAUUGUGCCUCUUGCCCAAAGAACAGAAGCGUUCAUACAGUUCAUGCAGAGCUUCAGGGAAGUUUGUAUUCAUCAGGACAAGAGGAUCCAUCUCACAGUGGUGUACUUUGGUAAAGAAGGACUGUCUGAAGUCAAAUCUAUCCUAGAAUCUGUCACAAGUGAGUCUAAUUUUCACAAUUACACCUUGGUCUCAUUGAAUGAAGAAUUUAAUCGAGGACGAGGACUAAAUGUGGGUGCCCAAGCUUGGGACAAGGGAGAGGUCUUGAUGUUUUUCUGUGAUGUUGAUAUAUAUUUCUCAGCCGAAUUCCUUAACAGCUGCCGGUUAAAUGCUGAGCCAGGUAGAAAGGUGUUUUACCCCGUGGUGUUCAGCCUUUACAACCCUGCCAUCGUUUAUGCCAACCAGGACGCCCCACCCGCCGUGGAGCAGCAGCUGGUUCAUAAAAAGGAUUCUGGUUUUUGGCGAGAUUUUGGCUUUGGAAUGACUUGUCAGUAUCAGUCAGAUUUCCUCACUAUUGGUGGGUUUGACAUGGAAGUGAAAGGCUGGGGUGGAGAAGAUGUCCACCUGUACCGGAAGUACUUGCACAGCGACCUCAUUGUGGUCCGCACCCCAGUUCCUGGUCUUUUCCACCUCUGGCACGAGAAGCACUGUGCAGAUGAGCUAACUCCAGAGCAGUACCGCAUGUGCAUCCAGUCUAAGGCCAUGAGUGAGGCCUCGCACUCCCACCUAGGCAUGAUGGUCUUCCGGGAGGAGAUUGAGAUGCACCUUCACAAGCAGGCCUACCGGACAAACAGUGAGGCCGCCGGGUAGCACUCAGCGUGCUGCACCCAGCCUCACCACAGCCAGCAGUAUUUGCUUAGCCUUAACUGUCCUUCAGAUGCCCUGCCUCUCCUGGAGAAGACAUGUUUCUUAUGUUCUUCUGAUGGUUUUGCAGUUUACCGAGUUACAAGAAGAAAAACAAAAUGAGUUUCAGUGCAAAGCCUGCUUUGUGAUGUACUGCACUGUGGAACAGUCAACAAAGGAAAUUAGUGUUUGCCUCAGAAGUAGCUUGGGGUUCAUGUGUGCCUGAGGCCUGUGUUGCUCAUGGCAGGAUUGUGUGGCACCAGUGCACACUGGGUGGGGGCGGGGCAGGGGCUGGCCUGUAGGAUGGCAGCUUCCUGCUCCUCUGCCCACCCACCAGCGCAUCAGUCAGCCUGCUGCCUUUUUUAAAUGAGAGCUUUGUUUGGCAGCACGAAGCAGCAGUGGAUGAUGAAAUGCUGCAUCUGAAAUCCCACUCAGUCGACAGAAGGUAGAAAGAAAGCCCCAUAACCUACUGUUGCUUAGCUCCUAGAGGUCUGAUCCUAAGCAAAUGGUGAAAGUACAAAACUGAACAGAAUGUGAGGUGUAUCACCAUGCUGUGCAUUAGUAGUCACAGGUGCUGUCAGCUGCUUAGAGUGAAAGAAGUAUACAGAAGCAUUUUUAACAGAGCAUUUGCUACAGUGCCCUGCAGCCUACAGCAGUGGCCCAGACAGAAGCUUCUGUGAGCCAGACACUUGGUCCUUCCCGGCCAGGUGCAGAGUGUACACGCACAGCGGGCUUGGUUUCUGCUUUGCCUUUCCUCAUUUAGCAUGGAUUCAUUUAUAUUAUCUUUCAUCUUCUAAUAUGUUAAUAUUUGCUAUCUAUAUUUGCAUUACUCUAAUACAUAGUGGAAAGAGCAUUUUGCUAAGGGAGGAAAACAAGUGAGCUAUAAGAUCAGUCUGAUGUAAGAAAAAAGAUAGCAGUCUCUGCAGAAAGAGAACGGCUGGUGGCUUUAGAGAAGUACAGCGAUUGCAAACAGCAUGUUUUAAUUUAAGUGUCACAUCAAUGGAACAAGAUGAGGAAGAGUGAUAUUCAGAGAGGACUGUCCUAUAUUUAUCACACAUGGCCCUUUCACCAGGGGCACAAUUUCUGUAGUCUGAGAUUGGGAGAAAAGAUGAAGGAUGCGCAUAAGCUUUGUAACCUUCGAUAUUUGUAUAGCAACCCCCCAAAGUUCACAGGAGAAAGAUUACUGCUGUUACAAUAUGAUUUACUGUUCUUGCUGAGUAAAUCAUAUCACCUGAAAUCUUACAAUUUCCAAAUUUCUAGGUGCUACACAAGUCCAGCUUUACAAUAACUAAUUGUUCUUACACACUUUAAGUUGGGGGAAUGGGUCUUAAGUUACCCAAAAGAUCUCUCCAAAGUAAUGGAGGCUGUUGUCUCCUUUUGUAUGCAGGUAUUUAUUGUGAAGACCAGUGAGUUAUGGCAUUAAAAUGAGAGAAUUAAAUUAUUUGCAGAAGUAAGUUGCCGCUUACCUUUGUGGGAGGAUCAAGUGAUUUUUUUCCUUCUAUUUUUUUAAACUAGCUUAUAACUUAAAGAUGGAAGCUAAUCAGUGGAACCAUUGCUGUUUUUGACAUUAAAUGGUACUAAUAAAGUAUUUUAUUACCAAAAACUAAAAGCAUGGUAAAUUAAUUUCUACUAUAAAAUCUCAUAAAUACAUAAAUGUGCAUAAAAUGCCAUUAUGUUCUUAAAGAAUAAUAAAGCAAACACCAGCGCACUGUACC